CAUCAGCAAAUCACUCACUCGCUCAGUUGGUAAAGUUAAGCGCAUCAUAGCGAACGUUAAAAGAACAACUUGAAGAUUUGAUUAAUAUGAUAAAGAAAUGAAAAGAAGAAAAAGUAGUGAAUACAUAAUUAUAAAAUAAAACAAAAUAACUAAAAACCGCUAUAUGAAUAACUAACUAAUAAUUGUGUGGAGGCAGCAGUAAACAAACAAAUGAAUUUCAUUAAACAUUUUUAAAAUAAGAUAAAUUUAUACACACAUCGACCGCAAAAUAUUGAAGAUUAUCUUUUGGAUUCAAGUGUGAGGUCAUCACGUAUAGCAAUAGUGCACAGAAAACGUGUUAUAUCUUGCAACACAGAUUUCAAGGUCAUUGUUAUUAACGUUUUAUUUAAACUUAACGUUUUAAUAAACAUUUAUAUAAAAUUCUAAAUAAAGUAGAAUAUGUUCUUCUGAACCUUCCCCUCCCCCACCUAUGGAAAUGGAAAGAAAUUUUGAACUAGUUUAUUGAAAAGAAUUCAACACCAUAAACAAUGGAGAAAUUUUUAAUACUCAUACCUAGUGGGUUUAUGUUAUUAUUAGUGUUAUGUGUUCACAAUUGCGGAUGUGAAACCAAACAAAAUAACACUUUACCUGAUUUACCUGUAGAACAUUUAAAGCGUUACUUAAAUACAUUCGCCCAGGUAAAGCAACAGUGCGAACAAAAUAAAGACUGCAAUAGUGAUUUGUUAAAAGAGUUCUCCUCAGCAGAUCGGGAAGCUUGUUGGGGUUUUGAAACGGGAUGUGAAAAGAAAAAUCGUUUUCAAACUCCUUCCUGCCCUGGCCAACAUAGCGGCUGGGUAAGAAAUAAACAAGCACAAUUGGAUACUUUCUAUCAACAGGCUGACUUUGGUUAUGUACAACAUCAAAUCGAAGAAUUAAUGCUAAUGUGUGAGCCCAAACUUAUAACGGAUUCUUCUUUGGAAUGUACAAAAUAUUUAAGAUUUUGUCGUGGCAGAUAUUUGAUGUUAGAUUUUCGAGAUUUAGCUCAAAGAAAUGAACGUAUACGCUAUCAUAUGGAUGUACUGGGACCGGGACAAAUCAAAGGCUAUUGUAAACUAAAUGAAACAAGACUUAAAAAUGAAAUGGAUCACAUGGGUGCCUUACAAUCGUGGUCGCCCGAAUUAAGAAACUUUAAACAAGCUUCAAACAGUUUCGAUGAGCAAAGCGAAGAUUGUGAUAUGUUUAUAAAUACGCCCACAUUUUUAAUGAAAAUCGAUGCUACGUAUAAUAUGUAUCAUCAUUUUUGUGAUUUUUUCAAUCUCUAUGCUACACUAUUCGUUAAUCAAACACACUACACAUCAUUCGAUACAAAUACUCAAAUAAUCGUAUGGGAAACUUACCCGUAUGAUUCACCAUUUGCCGCCACUUUCAAAGCUUUUUCUCAUAACCCAGUUUGGACUCUCGAUCAAGUUAAAGGUAAACGCAUUUGCUUCAGAAAUGUUGUCUUGCCUUUGCUGCCCCGUAUGAUUUUUGGUUUAUACUAUAAUACACCAAUCAUACAAGGCUGCCAUAGUAGUGGUAUGUUUAGAGCCUUUUCCGAGUUUAUAUUACAUCGUUUACGAGUGCCUUUCGAACCUCCUCAAAAGCCAAAAAUCAGAAUAACUUUUCUUUCGCGACGCACAAAAUAUAGGCGAGUUUUAAAUGAGUAUAAAUUGCUGGAAGAAAUAAAGAAAAAUGAAAAUUUUAUUGUUAAUAAAAUAUCGUAUGAAAGAGACCUAUCAUUCCUGCAACAGCUAGAAGUUACAAGGAAUACCGAUAUUUUAAUUGGAAUGCAUGGAGCCGGAUUAACACAUCUUUUAUUCCUGCCCAAUUGGGCAACAAUUUUUGAGCUGUACAAUUGUGAAGAUCCUAAUUGUUACAAAGAUUUGGCACGUUUACGAGGUGUUAACUACAUCACUUGGGAGCAUCGUGAUUUAGUGUACCCUGAAGAUGAAGGACAUCAUCCUGAAGGUGGAGCACAUGCUAAAUUUACAAAUUACGCUUUUGAUGUAAAGGAAUUUUCACGUUUAGUAGAGAAGGCUGCUCAGCAUGUGAGCAAUCACGAAGAGUUUGUGAAUUAUCAAAAAGAUGAUGAGGCUACUCACAAGGAUGAAUUUUAUAAUUCAAUUUUUUUUGUAUAUGUGUAUGAAGAAAAUCUAAUCAUGAAUGCCAACAAUAUUCUAUCAAAUUGUAUUAAGGAACAUUGUCACAAUGACGACAAUUACGACGUCGAUAAAAAUAGUAGUAUCAGUGGAGUUGUUCACAAUGAAGUGUACUAUUGUAAUGCCACACCAUUAGACAAUCAAAGUCUAUCGUUGGUCGCACAACUAUUAACAUGCUCUUCGGUUGAUCAACGUUCGCAAUUCGUAAACUUGCCAAAGUGUUCAAUACGGGGAACGCUCGACGCAAUGGAGACGUAUGAUAAACAUUCGGUGAAAAGUUUCUAUCGUGUUUGGCAUAUACAAUGUACAAUUAUUGUGACUUUAAUAGCCAUAGCUUUAGCCCGUGCAUUUAUUCGUGUUCGUGUUAAUGAUGAAAAAAGUGAAAAAUUCAAAAUUUGGUUACGUUAUAUUUUAGAAUUUAUCCUGAUCUCGUUGCCCGUUAUUGUUAGUGUGAAUGUGGCUAACAAAUAUGUCGAAUAUAUCGUUGGAUUUUCAUUUGUACUAUUGCUUUUUAUAAUUUGGCGCACAAAAUGUUGGCAGUUGGCGGCGAAAAGAGAUUUUCAAUUUGGUCGCAGACCAAUACUCUUUACACUCAUGCGUUCUACCAUAAAUUUUCUAACAGCUCUCUGUAUACUAGCUAUUGAUUUCAAAAGUUUUCCCAAGACAUUUCGUAAAUCCAGACGUUAUGGUGUUGGCCUAAUGGAUGUUGGUAUUGGUUUAUUUAUUUUCUCCAUGGGUCUGGUAACGUCAAGACCUCGUAAACUCUCCGAUUUACGUAAACUUGUAUUUACUGUGGCCUGUAUGUUGUUAUUGGGUUUAGCGCGUACUAUAGUAAUAACGGCCAUAGAUUAUCAUCAGGAUGAACAUGAGUAUGGUACACAUUUGAAUGCAUUCUUUACACUGGGUUUAACGAAAUUGUUUGCCACCUUUUUUGCUUUUCUGGCUAGAAGCAAUAAAAAUUUGCUACCAUUAGGUUUGGUCAUCUUACUCUCCCAUGAAGUCAUUCUACAAUGUGGAGUCUGGAAGUACGUAAUGAAUCCAAAAUUAGAACGUACUAAUUUCAUAAGUUCAAAUCGUGAAGGUCUCUGCUCACUGCCAGGAUUUAUAGCACUCUAUCUACUAUCACAAUAUCUGGGACAAUGGCUACAAGCCAAAGAUCUACUAAACUUUGAGGAAAUUAAACAAAAAUUCAAAACACUCUCAUUAACAACUAUAGGUCUAUGGCUAUUAGUGACCUUAAAUAUAUUUGUAUUUGGCAUAGCUAGAGUUACUUGUAAUUUCGGUUAUGUAAGCUGGAUUUUAGCCAUAGCUGUAACUAUGUGUACAUUAUAUUUAUUUGUAUUCGAUAUAGUAUUAGAUACAUUAAAACCCAUCGAUGAGGAUAAUAAUAGAGUUAAUUUAACAGAAAUGACUAUAACAAAAUCUACAAUUAAUUUAAAUUCCAAAAUACCUCUAGUCAUAGAAGCGGUUAAUUAUAAUGGUUUAACGUACUUUUUACUAGCCAAUAUUUUGACUGGUUGUACAAAUAUGUUUUUAGCAACCGAUGAGAAAACCGAUUUACAAAGUGUUUUCAUAUUAUUUUUUUAUAUGCUUAUAACAACAACAUUUAUUUUUAUAUUGUUUCGUUUUAAAAUAAGAAUUGCCUAAGAUGUAUUUUAUAAUGCAAAGAAAAAAAAAAAAAUAAAUUUAAUAUAUAUAUUUUUUAUAUUCCACUUAAUAAUUGUGAUAAUGUUUAAUGUUUAGGUUGUUUUUUUUGUUUUAAAUAUAGAUUAUUUAUUUUUGAAAGUAGUUUUUGUAAACAAACUAAAUUAAAGUAAAUAUUAAGUAAUGUUUAUUAUUUAAGAU
Messenger RNA from Lucilia cuprina (Australian sheep blowfly), 4022 nucleotides. RefSeq lists its product as uncharacterized. The record is from RefSeq and is a predicted model, not a curated record. The coding region runs from base 528 to 3824 and encodes 1098 amino acids. Gene Ontology annotation, biological process: GPI anchor biosynthetic process; protein localization to plasma membrane. Gene Ontology annotation, molecular function: glycosyltransferase activity; glucosaminyl-phosphatidylinositol O-acyltransferase activity. Gene Ontology annotation, cellular component: endoplasmic reticulum; membrane. NCBI's taxonomy places the organism in Eukaryota, Metazoa, Arthropoda, Insecta, Diptera, Calliphoridae. The transcript has 5 exons.